Molecule: messenger RNA, 1254 nt
Organism: Hyaloperonospora brassicae
Lineage: Eukaryota; Oomycota; Peronosporomycetes; Peronosporales; Peronosporaceae
Source: the annotation of a GenBank genome assembly
AUGACUCCAAUGGACGAAAAGCUCCUCGUGGCGCUCACACGACGCCGCGCCGUCGGCACUCUCCGUACUCUCCACGUCCCCGACGCGACUGCGACUGCUGCAGUGGAUUUCAGCUCGAACGACUACCUCAGCUUUGCCCGCUCGCAGACGCUCACGGAUCUCGUGCAGACGCGACACCGAGCGCUGCAGGCGCAACAUGGGUACACUUUAGGGGCCACAGGUUCCCGCCUCAUUUCCGGCAACUCGAAGAUGUUCAUGCAGGUGGAAAAGGACUUGGCUACAUUCUACCACACUGAGGCGGCGCUGCUGUUCAAUUCGGGAUACGCUGCCAAUGUCGGUGUGCUGUCCUGUAUCGCCCAAGCAGAAGACGUGAUCCUGUACGACGAGCUCGUGCACAGUUCGUGCCACGACGGCAUUCGACUGAGUCGCGCGCACGCUGCGGGUCGAUCCUGUGCGUUCCGUCACAAUGACCUCGAGGACCUCGAGCGCAAAGUGGCCGCGUGUGGCUCCUCGUCUUCGUCUUCGACUGGAUCCGAUGCAGCACCGACGUGUGUGUACGUGCUGGUGGAGUCGCUCUACUCGAUGGACGGCGACGUUGCUCCGUUGGAGGCGAUGGCAGCGCUCUGUGACAAGACGGGGGCGUUUCUCAUCGUUGACGAGGCGCACAGCACCGGUGUCUACGGUCCGCAGGGCUCGGGUCUAAUCCGUGAGCUACGCGUCGACACCAAGUUCAAGAGCGCUGUAGCGUGCCGAGUCCACACGUUCGGCAAAGCGAUGGGCUGCCACGGAGCUGUGGUCUGUGGCUCGCAAGUGCUGAUCGACUACCUCGUCAACUACGCCAAGUCCUUCAUCUACACUACGGCAGUGCCGUUCCAUCAGCUCGUGGCGAUCGCCUGUGUGCACGAAUUCAGCGCCAGUCGUGAAGCCGACGCGCUUCGCCGCUCGGCGCGCGAGCGCGUUCAGGACUUCAAACACGAGAUGGCAAGCAACGACUCUAUUCCCCGUCAUGCGCUACUGCCUAGCGACUCCCCCAUCCAAAGCAUCGUGUGCAGCGGCAACGACCGCGUGCUGCAGGCGGCUCAGCUCCUCGCCGCCCGGGGCGUCCGCGUCGUUCCCAUUCGAUCGCCCACAGUGGCCAAAGGCGCCGAGCGCUUCCGCAUUGUCAUCCACGCACACAACACGCGGGCGCAAGUGAAACAGCUCGUGAUCGCGCUAUCGGCCGUGUUCCAAGCGCCACGUGCCUCCAACUUGUAG